Aspergillus ochraceoroseus IBT 24754 is the source of this 846-nucleotide messenger RNA. RefSeq lists its product as uncharacterized. The transcript has 4 exons. Bases 1 to 846 code for a protein of 281 amino acids. The record is from RefSeq and is a predicted model, not a curated record. Lineage: Eukaryota; Fungi; Ascomycota; Eurotiomycetes; Eurotiales; Aspergillaceae.
AUGCGCCUGGAUUAUUGGAGCUCCAUCACUACCCGAAGGGCCUGCCGCAGCCCAUGGUGCUUCCGUUGCUGGCCAUCGCGACCCAGGUGGUUGAAGAUAGCGAGCAGCAGCAUCGGCCUUCCCUCGUUUCACAGGUACACCCCAUUCGCAGCUGAGAUGCAAGGAAAAGCAGCGUCUGCAGACGGGACGCUCCUCUCCACAUCUAACUUUACGACGUCUGCAUCCAAAACCGGGCUGGAGAUUCCCGCGGAGAACUAUCAGGACUUGGGGCUCACAAUAUCGUUCUUUGAGCGAGGGGCAUUGCGGCCCGACAUGAAUUCAGUCGCCCACUCGUCAGACGAACAGGCUAGCCCCGAGACACCAGUCUCUGGGAUCGAGAAACGACAAAAUCGAAGCUUUGAGGGGCGACAAAGAAACGGAAUUCGAGCCGCGGGAAAGUUGGGGAUUCAAAAGUUGAGGCCGAUGGGCGGCUUAGUCAUCCAAUUCCCCGCGGGGUUUAUCCGUGACUUUGUCCUUCACUGGUCAGCUCCGAUAUCAGAACAAGAUGUGGAGCGACUAGAUCUCCGUGACGCGAGUGUCUUCAGCUCGUUUUGCCCGCGGCACUACUAUGGAGGUCCUGUGAGCUUUGAUGUUGAUGACUGCAACGAAGUAUUGGUGUUUCGCGAUGAGAACCAGGGAGCUGCUGCUUGCUGGGGGAUUCUACUCUCCGACAUUGCCAAUGGAGACUCCGAUCCGCCAGUCUACGUGAAGCAAGAUAUGGCAGAUAAGAAGACUGAAAACUGGGAGCGCUGGGCUGAGCGGUUCUCUCUCGCCUGUGUGUAUCAUGCUGUGGGACGCAGUGCAUGA